Messenger RNA from Exserohilum turcica Et28A, 1653 nucleotides. RefSeq lists its product as uncharacterized. NCBI's taxonomy places the organism in Eukaryota, Fungi, Ascomycota, Dothideomycetes, Pleosporales, Pleosporaceae. Gene Ontology annotation, biological process: 'de novo' AMP biosynthetic process. The record is from RefSeq and is a predicted model, not a curated record. Gene Ontology annotation, cellular component: cytosol. Bases 38 to 1561 code for a protein of 507 amino acids. Gene Ontology annotation, molecular function: (S)-2-(5-amino-1-(5-phospho-D-ribosyl)imidazole-4-carboxamido) succinate lyase (fumarate-forming) activity; N6-(1,2-dicarboxyethyl)AMP AMP-lyase (fumarate-forming) activity. The transcript is spliced from 2 exons.
GACUAUUCAGACGCGUGCUCAACACCCCGCACCAGCCAUGGCCAACACCACAGACGCCCUCAACAUCCAGAGCCGCAUAUCCACCAUGAAGCAGCAGGCCGGCGCCACAAUCUUCGACUUGUACCAGACAUCUCUGACAGGGCGUUAUUGCUCUGCAGAGAUGUCGCAGCUCUUCUCGCAGCGCAGCCGCCACUCGACAUGGCGCAAGCUGUGGCUGUUCCUGGCCGAGUCGGAGAAGGAGCUCGGCAUUGAGAGUAUCACCGACGAAGCCCUGAGCCAGAUGAGGGAGCACCUGACUGUUACCGACGAGGAUUUUGGCGUUGCAAAGGUCGAGGAGAAGAAGAGGAGGCACGACGUCAUGGCUCACGUCCACGCAUAUGGACAGGUCGCGCCAGCUGCGGCGGGAAUCAUCCACUACGGAGCAACGAGCUGCUAUGUCACAGACAAUGCCGAGCUCCUGCUCAUGCGCGACGGUCUGGACCUCCUGCUGCCCAAACUCGCAAAAGUCAUUUCCAACCUCUCGGCCUUUGCCCUCCAAUGGAAAUCGGAACCCACCCUGGCCUACACCCAUCUGCAGCCCGCCCAGCUCAUCACCGUCGGAAAGCGCGCGGCCCAAUGGGCGCAGGAUCUUCUCUUUGACCUCGAGGCGAUUGAGAGCGUGCGCGAGAGCUUGCAGUUCCGCGGCGCGCAGGGAACUACUGGAACGCAGGCCUCUUUUCUCGAAAUCUUCAACGGCGACAGCCAAAAGUGCGACCAGCUCAACGAGCUCCUGUGCAAGAAGGCAGGAUUCCCCUCGUGCUACGCCGUCUCCACACAGACCUACACGCGCAAGGUCGAUCUCAUCAUUGCAAACGCCAUCUGCGGACUGGGAGCUAGUGCGCAGAAGAUUACUGGAGAUAUCCGCCACCUCGCUGCGUGGAAAGAGCUCGAGGAGCCGUUUGAAAAGGACCAGAUUGGCUCGUCGGCCAUGGCGUACAAGCGCAACCCCAUGCGUUCGGAGCGCAUCUACGCCCUGUCGCGAGAACUCAUGUCCAAGCCCGCCUCGUUUGCCAACACCCUGUCAGACCAGUGGAUGGAGCGCAGUCUGGACGAUUCGGCCAUUCGCCGCAUCGACAUUCCUGAGAUGUUCCUCCUCGCCGAUGCCAUCCUACUGUCCCUCGACAACGUCACCUCGGGCCUUGUCGUGUACCCCAAGCGCGUCGAUGCGCGUGUCCAGGAAGAGCUCCCUUUUAUGAUUACCGAGUCCAUCAUCAUGCGCCUCGUUGCAAAGGGCGAGUCCCGCCAGGAAGCCCACGAGCAGAUUCGCGUCCUGUCGCACCAGGCGGGCGCCCAGGUCAAGAACGAGGGCAAGCCCAAUGACCUUGUUGACCGCAUCCGCAAGACCGACUUUUUCAAGCCCAUCUGGAGCGAGCUGGACAACAUGCUCGACAGCAAGCUGUAUACAGGCCGUAGCCAGGAGAUUGUCGAAAAGUUCUGCGGCAAGGGUGGCGUGCUGGACAAGCAGCUGGAAAAGUACCAGGCGUAUAUCCAGGGAGCAAAGGUCAGCGAGUUGAGUGUGUAGAUGCAGGAACGGCGUGUUUGGCGUUGCUUAUUCACAUUUAAAGGGGUGAUAGAAAAAAUGACAGAAGCUACAGGAAAUGAAAAGUCGUUUAU